Molecule: messenger RNA, 2226 nt
Organism: Scophthalmus maximus (turbot)
Lineage: Eukaryota; Metazoa; Chordata; Actinopteri; Pleuronectiformes; Scophthalmidae
Gene: sh3kbp1
Product: SH3-domain kinase binding protein 1
Exons: 19
Coding region: 155-2005 (616 amino acids)
Molecular function (GO): protein binding
Source: RefSeq, a predicted model, not a curated record
GCGGAUUCAGUAUAGUGCGAGCAGGAGGCUGCGGGCUCGGUCCGGCACAAAACCUCCCCUCUGUACCUGAAACCAACCGCCUCCUCUCCCCCCCCACCCCUCCUCUUACUGACCAGCCUGCGGGAGCACCCCCACCGCACACCGGGAGACAUAAAUGGUGGAGGCCGUGGUGGAGUUCGACUACGAGGCUCAGCAGGACGAUGAGUUGAGCCUGACGGUGGGUGACAUCAUCGUGAGCAUACGGCGGGACGAUGGAGGAUGGUGGGAGGGAGAGCUGGGCGGACGCAGGGGGCUGUUCCCGGACAACUUUGUCAGGGAGAUAAAGAAAGACGCGAAGAGGGAUGCAGGACAGGCCAGCAUGAUCAGGUCUGACCUAUCAAACGGCAGGGCCAGCCCCGUGUCCGACCCCAGCGCACGGCCCGGAAGGAAAGGGGAGCAAAUCCGUAAGCGAAGGUGUAAAGCUGCUUUCAGCUACGUGCCUCAGCAUGAAGAUGAGCUGGAGUUGAAAAUAGGAGACGUCAUCGACAUCAUAGCAGAGGUUGAGGAGGGCUGGUGGGAGGGGCAUCUCAACGGGAAGUCUGGAAUGUUUCCCUCCAAUUUCACCAAGGAGAUCGUGACCGAGUCCGACGCGCCCGCCACAGACACGCCCACCUCGCAGGAGGAGCUCCGCAGCGGCCGCACGAGUAAGGACAGCCCAGGCAGUGAGAGCGAUGGAGGAGACAGUCGGUCCGAAACGGGGUCGGGAGAAAUCCAGCCCAAGAAGGUCCGGGGGUUUGGCUUUGGCGACAUCUUCAAGGACCAGCCCAUCAAGCUCAGACCUCGCUCUAUAGACGUCGUCUCGGAGGCGGACAAGGUCAGCGAGGGGAAAGCAGCGAGUGUCGCCGCUGAAGCCAUGAAGACAGAACCUGACGGCAAAGCCAAAGGGCGGGAGCAGUGUAAGGUUCUCUUCCCGUACGAAGGACAGAAUGAGGACGAGCUGUCGCUCAAAGAGGGGGAGGUCAUCAACAUCAUCACCAAGGAGUGCGCGGACGCAGGCUGGUGGAUGGGGGAGAUCGGAGGGCGGCAGGGCGUCUUCCCGGACAACUUUGUGAAGCUGCUAGAUGUGGAGAAGGAGAGACCAAAGAAACCGCCUCCUCCCAGCGCACCUUCAUCCAAACACACCACAGAGAAAAGGUCUGAGGUGAAGAAGGUUCCUCCCGAGCGGCCUGAGCAUCUGCCCCAGAGAGACCAGGAGCGAGGUGAAGAGGUGAAGGUUGGAGACAUCCCCAAGCCCUCCCUCCCGUCUCACCUUCCCAAGAAACCCCUCCCCCCAAAGACAAGCUCCGCCUCUUCCUCCCUGCCCCCGCGGCGUCCCGAGAGACCCCCCCCUCUAGCGAGUGAAAGCCCCAAGUCUGAGGGCGGGGCUUCGCCGCCAGAUUCCGCCCCUGACAGGUCACAGGACGCCGACAUGGACCUGGACGCGGUGGUUUUGUCGACGGAGAAACUGAGUCAUCCGACGGUGUCGCGGCCGCGAAUCACGGACCGGCGGCCCCGUUCGCAGAUCAUCACACCCUCUUCCCUGUCGAGUAUCGACCUGGACUCGCCCGCGGCGGAGGACAGGAAGGAGAAGGAGCGAGCGAAGGAGGAGCCGGACGCCGUUCCUGCCCGAUCCGUGGACGUUUCCCUGAGGAAAGGACUUCCCACCGCCUCGGCACCGGACAGUAAAGCACCACUGCCCGCCAAGCCCUCGACCCUGACCCCGCCGAACUCCGCCCAUCGCCCCGCCUCGCCGUCUUCCUCCUCGGGUCUGAGCCCCUCCCCCGAGCGCCGCCACUCGCCGCUGACCUCCCCGACGGUGGAGGAGCUCAGGAGCCAGCUGAGGGACCUGAGGACCUCCGUGGAGCUGCUGAAGGUCCAGCACAGGCAGGAGAUGAAGCAUCUGACCAACGCGCUGGACGAGGAGAAGAAGAUCCGUGUUAGUUUACAGAUGGAAGUAGAGCACAUCAAAAAGAACCUGUUGAAGUAGGGACGACAUCUUCCUCACCGGCUGCACACUGGCCAGUCCCCCCACCCCCCACCCCGUCGGAGGCCGUCAUUUGAAAAUAGAUUUUCACUUUUGGCCCCGAGACACGUCGGCCGAGACGAGAAGUUUGUGCCAAACGAUCGUCACGAUCACCAUCAGCACCAUGGAAUCAGCCACCUCCCCCCUCCUCCCCCUCCUCCCCCUCCUCCUCCUCCUCCUCCCCC